CCAGCCAGCAACUACUCCUGCCAUCCACUCCUGAGCCAGUUACCCUCCAGAGCAACAUGAUGCUCAAGUCUGUCACAGAGAGCUUUGCUGGUAUGAUUCACGGCUUGAAAGUGAACCACCUGACAGAUGGUAUCAUUCGGAGGAGCAAGAGGAUGAUCCUGGAUUCUCUGGGCGUUGGCUUCCUGGGGACAGGCACAGAAGUGUUCCAUAAAGUCACCCAAUAUAGUAAAAUCUACAGUUCCAACACCUCCAGCACUGUUUGGGGUCGACCAGACUUCAGGCUCCCACCGACAUAUGCUGCUUUUGUUAAUGGUGUUGCUGUUCACUCCAUGGAUUUUGAUGACACAUGGCACCCUGCCACCCACCCUUCUGGGGCUGUCCUACCUGUCCUCACAGCUCUAUCGGAAGCCCUGCCUCAGACUCCCAAGUUUUCUGGCCUCGACCUGCUGCUGGCGUUCAACGUUGGUAUUGAAGUACAGGGACGAUUAAUGCACUUCUCCAAGGAAGCCAAAGACAUACCAAAGAGAUUCCACCCUCCCUCUGUGGUGGGGACUCUGGGAAGUGCUGCUGCUGCGUCCAAGUUUCUGGGGCUCAGCUUGACAAAGUGCCGCGAGGCAUUGGCUAUUGCUGUUUCCCACGCAGGGGCACCCAUAGCGAACGCUGCCACUCAGACUAAGCCCCUUCAUAUUGGCAAUGCAGCCAAGCAUGGGAUGGAAGCCACGUUUCUGGCAAUGCUGGGCCUCCAAGGAAACAAACAGAUCUUGGACCUGGGGUCAGGGUUCGGUGCCUUCUAUGCCAACUACUCCCCCGAAGACCUUCCAAGCCUGGAUUCUCACAUCUGGCUGUUGGACCAGCAGGAUGUGGCCUUUAAGAGCUUCCCGGCACAUCUGGCUACCCACUGGGUGGCAGAUGCAGCUGCAGCCGUGAGAAAGCACCUUGUGACACCAGAAAGAGCCCUGUUCCCUGCUGACCACAUCGAGAGAAUCGUGCUCAGGAUCCCUGACGUCCAGUACGUAAACAGGCCCUUCCCGGACUCAGAGCAUGAAGCCCGUCAUUCUUUCCAGUAUGUGGCCUGUGCCUCGCUGCUCGACGGUAGCAUCACUGUCCCAUCCUUCCACAGCCAGCAGGUCAAUAGGCCUCAGGUGAGAGAGUUGCUCAAGAAGGUGAAGCUGGAGCAUCCUCCUGACAACCCGCCAAGCUUCGACACGCUAUACUGUGAAAUAAGCAUCACUCUAAAGGACGGGACCACUUUCACCGAGCGCUCUGACACCUUCUAUGGUCACUGGAGGAAACCACUGAGCCAGGAAGAUCUGCGCAACAAGUUCCGAGCCAAUGCCUCAAAGAUGCUAUGCAGGGACACGGUGGAAAGCCUUAUAACGGUAGUAGAAAAGCUAGAAGACCUAGAAGACUGCUCUGUGCUAACCAGACUUCUGAAAGGACCCUCUGUCCAAGAUGAAGCUUCAAAACUAUCCAGCAUGUCCUCAUUCGAUCACACAACGUUGCCCAGGUUUACCAAUAUCUAAACGACGUUGCACUGGAAGAAAUACAUUGUUUUGGUUUCCUGCUCCACCUUCCCAGCAAUGAGCUCAGCAAAGUAGAGAGUCCAGAAACAGAGACAAGCGUAUAUGGAAAGAGGCUUGUCUAUAAUUUGAUAAAAACCAGUCCUACUACCUUCAAGAUAUCAAAGAAACAAACAACACAGGAUCUGAUGUGUAUUUCAUAGGGGUACAGUCUAAGUCACCUGUUGUCUGCUUGUAAUGUUUUCUGAGGAAUUAUUUAUUAACUCUGGGAACUUCACAGAUGUAGAGGAAGUGGAACGUGCUGGCUGGCUGCAGAUGGAGCAAGCUUGGUCUGCCCAUGACUUAUCCAGACAGGGUGCCCAACCAACCCCUCUUUUUUUUUUCUUUCCACACAGAGCCUUAAGUGUGUAGCCAAGAAUCCUUCUGCUCAGCUUCUCUACUGCAGAUCAGACAGUUUGACUUGGGGUGGUGAAGCAGUGUGGCAUAAGACCCAAGGUUUCAUUCUCUAUAUUAGAUAGCCUGUUAGCUCAAAAAAAAAAAGCAUUUUGAGAAUAUUUGACAAGUUGAAGACACAAUAAACAUGAAAAGGGGAAAGUUGUAAACGUGUCACAUUAGCAACCACGCUGAAUGUCUUCUGAAUCCCUAGUGUUCUCAAGAAAAGAACGGGUUCUAAGUCCCAGAUGUUGCCUGGCGAGCAUCCUCAGGGAAAUAGUGUGGGUAGCCAUUUGACAACUCCAGCAAGAAUAUAUCAGUUCUCAGUUCAUAGGAGUAGAAAAUAUAGUUAGAAAAAUGAUAAUCCAAUGGAAGAAAGGAAAAAAAGAGGGAGUGGUAAACAAAGAAAAUAUGAUGUUUGGAAAUCACCAUAUAAACAGAAAGAAUCUUGAGUAUAUCCACAGUGCCAACAAACAAAAACAAAAGCCAAACAAGAAAUGCUCCUGCUAGCUAGAAUCAAGAUUGUUAGAACAUGCUUCGUUUUUAAAAUGCUUAGCAGUUUUAUUGAUGUUUUAUUAAUCACCCACCUGAAGUAUACCAUCCAACGACAUAUAGUAAAUUUGUGCUCACAUUGCC
Mus musculus (house mouse) is the source of this 2588-nucleotide messenger RNA. It is a transcript of the gene Acod1, whose product is annotated as aconitate decarboxylase 1. The record is from RefSeq and is marked validated. The transcript has 5 exons. Gene Ontology annotation, molecular function: aconitate decarboxylase activity; protein homodimerization activity; lyase activity. Lineage: Eukaryota; Metazoa; Chordata; Mammalia; Rodentia; Muridae. Bases 57 to 1523 code for a protein of 488 amino acids. Gene Ontology annotation, cellular component: mitochondrion. Gene Ontology annotation, biological process: positive regulation of antimicrobial humoral response; defense response; tolerance induction to lipopolysaccharide.